CUGCCUGUCCUACCCGACUCCGAGAAUCCACGAUGUCCGGCAAUCAACAAGGCCAGUGGCCACCAUUCGUCGGCUACCAAAUACCCAACAUGUCUGGCAAUCAACAAGGCGACUUACCGCAAUUCGAAGUCAAUCAAGGGCCCAUGAUAUCUGGUGCUCAGCCAGGCGAAGAACCCAAGUUUGGCGAAGAUGAGACGCCUACCGGUAACAUCCUGUAUGAACACUCGCAAGCGGAUUUACAGCAGUUCGACGUCAACCAGAUGCCUACCGGUAGCAUGCAUAGAAGUCAGCAAAGCGAGUUACCGCAAUUCGACCCUAACGAAUUGCCUGGCCUGUUUGAAAAUCAGCAUGGAGAGUUACAGCACUUCGACGUCAACCAAGCGCCCAUGUUGUUUGGCGAUCAACAAGGCGUGCUACUAGAGCAUUUUGACGACGUCAACCAGAUGCCUACCGGUAGCAUGUAUGAAAGUCAGCAAGGCGAGUUACCGCAAUUCGACGCCAACGAAAUGCCUGGCAUUUAUGAAAAUCUACAGCAGUUCAACGCCAACCAGAUGCCCAUGUUGUUUGACGAUCAACAAGGCGUGCUACUAGAGCAUUUUGACGCCAACCAGAUGCCUUCCGGUAGCAUGUAUGGAAGUCAGCAAGGCGAGUCAUCUCUUUCCCCUUCCAACCCGGUGCCCAUGAUGUUUGACAAUCAACAAGGCGAGUCGUCGCUGUCCCCUGCCAACCAGGUGCCCACGAUGUCUAGCAAUCAGCAAGGCGAGUUACAGCAGUUCAACGCCACUCAAAUGCCCACGAUGUCUAGCAAUCAGCAAGGCGAGUUACAGCAGUUCAACGCCACUCAAAUGCCCACAAUGUCUAGCAAUCAGCAAGGCGAGUUACAGCAGUUCAACGCCACUCAAAUGCCCAUAAUGUCUAGCAACCAGCAAGGCGAGUUGUCGCUUUCCCCUGCCAACCAGGUGCCCACGAUGUCCAGCAAUCAGCAAGGCGAGUUGCCACAGGUCAACGCCAAUCAAAGGUCCAUGAUGUUUGGCAGUCAACAAGGCGAGUCGUCGCUUUCCCCUGCCAACCAAGCACCCCUCGGAGCUACCUCUGCUCAAGGCGGUCAAGGAGCAAAACAGUCAGCGACCAUCGAAUGCGUGAUGGCUACCUUGACACGCCUGGCGGCAAUUUGCGAAGGUAUAGAGACCACCUUGCCCAUGGACGUCUAUCGUCAGCUGCAAAGAGAUUACAAUGCCUUGGUUUCCACAGUGCAGGCGAAAAUAGACCUCUCGCGAGAACCUGCGCCUCAACCGAUACUGGAAGCUUCUAUACGCCUAGAAUCAAGGUUAUUCCAGCUCAUGCAUCACACACCUGUCGACGAUGUCGCCAGCCCGGUUCUUGGGCGACUAGCCGCCCCGCCGUGUCAGCUAGAGAGCAUGAACUCGGUAGCCAUGGCACAAACAGUCGCAACGCUGAACCAGGCCUUUCCAUGGCCAUGUCGUAGUUGCGCGAGUACAGGCAUUGCAUGCCAGAGGUCCUUCAUUGACGAACAAUGCGCCUUCUGUGAAAGCUCCAACCGAGAGUGUAAAACCAACUAUCCCAUGAACACCGGUCCACCACCAGUCAGUGGCGGUCUCGCGGGUCCGGCUGCGAACACGCGAAGACUUGUGGACAACCUCUUCCAAGAACAUCGCAAGGGGGUUCUCGAUGUUGUCCACUUGAGGGUGAGGGACGCCGAGAGACUAUGGGGAAUGAAAGAAACAUGGCUCCAUUGCAGCAUGGAGAUGGGCCUCGUUCAAAACCCGCCGGGAUGGAUGGCGGCAAGCAGAGGGUGGGCUGUGCGCGAAUGUGUCCAAGGACGACUUAGUCGGAUGAAGUUAAUGGCUCGAGACACCCCCAGAGCCUUUUCAUUCAGAAUGGGUGCAUUCGGACUAUUUCGACACGAAAUCGCACGCAACCUGUUUCAGUUGGACACGUACUGGUUGGCAGGAGAUUUUCCAGAGCAGCGUCUAGAAACCAGGAAUACGCUAGUGGAUUUACUGUCCUUCUGUAACAUCACCGCCGGGUACAUAUGCUCAGCACAGUCUUAUCUCGCGUUAGCCCACCGAGAGUUCCUGCGCGCCAAUCGUUACAUGGUCGAUCAAGGGUUUGUCGAGAUCUAGAAGGCACUGGAACCUUUUUAUGAGCAGAACGUAUACAUUGACAUUGUCAUGCAUCUGUGUCGGUUUGCCGGUCCAGAGAAACCAUAUCAUGAACAGCAGCAAUUCAACAUGAAGCACAAAGCGCUCACGAGUCUCGGUCAUUUCGCGUCCCAGUUGAUGACGAAGCAGUUAGAGCAAAGGGAGAAGCUGGAGAAUUUUUGUGAGACCUUGGUGGCUUCGAAGACGGGAGAUUUUGGCGUGACAACGAUGACGCGGGACGCGAAGGCAAAAGUGAUCAAUGAGAGGUGGGGUGAGUUGAAGAAGCGGUUGGAUGUGUACCCUGUGAAGUGGAUGAAAAGGAAUGAGUGGCUGUGGGAUACGAUUAGAGCUUUGGGUAUCAUGGAUUUGAUUCCUCCUCCUUCUUCUGGAUGGGAAUUACAUGAGUUGGAGUUUUGAAUAGCGUCAUGAGCUUGAUUUGGGGAAUAACGUCAUUGUGUACGAGUUAAACCUGUAGCUUUGCAUAAGAAGAAGAACAGCGUGUGAAUAUUGAUACAUGACGGUGCCCUUC
This is a messenger RNA of Neurospora crassa OR74A, 2691 nucleotides long. RefSeq lists its product as hypothetical. The record is from RefSeq and is a predicted model, not a curated record. The coding region runs from base 33 to 2144 and encodes 703 amino acids. NCBI's taxonomy places the organism in Eukaryota, Fungi, Ascomycota, Sordariomycetes, Sordariales, Sordariaceae. The transcript has 7 exons.